Molecule: messenger RNA, 330 nt
Organism: Blepharisma stoltei
Lineage: Eukaryota; Ciliophora; Heterotrichea; Heterotrichida; Blepharismidae
Source: the annotation of a GenBank genome assembly
AUGGAAGAUUUAUUGGACGAUUUAGAAGACUCGGCCUAUAAAGCAGUAGAAAUUUUAUCACAAAUCUUAUUUGUAAAGCCACAACCCAACCCUCUUAAGCUUGGCGAGAAAAAUAUUUGCAACAGCAUCCAGCUCGAAAAUUACAUGAAACAUGAAGGAAUUGAAGCAGACUUAGCAGCAUUUUUCUCUUUAAGCGACAAUUUCAUACAAAAUUCUACGAGCUUUAAGGUCUGUGAGGUCUCCAAUGAAAACCUGCUUAAAAGCAUAGAAAUUCAGGUAAACCAAGAACAUAUAAAGUACUCAAUGAAGACCAAAAAAUUAGCUUGCUAA